Messenger RNA from Echinostoma caproni, 336 nucleotides. The record is from the annotation of a GenBank genome assembly. NCBI's taxonomy places the organism in Eukaryota, Metazoa, Platyhelminthes, Trematoda, Plagiorchiida, Echinostomatidae.
AUGUAUGGAUACGAAGAUAGCUACGAAGGUCCAGUUCUAGCUUACUGGUAUCUCGGUAUUGUUGGGCUAAUGUUUAUCGGUUUGGUGCUUGCCGGAUUGUACUUACACAAAGUGGCCUGUUUUGCCAAAUACAACGCUCAAACAUGUUACGAUGUGAGCAUCGGAAAUCGCCCAUCUGAGUUAAUGGGUGAAGAGAUGAAAGUUGUCGUGGCUCGAGUGGGUGAUCUAAAUGUGAAAAUGUCUGUACCAUCCGUGAGACCUCGCACCUCAGCCGGUCGAGCGUUCUUUGUACAAAAACGUAAGCGGUAUCCAUGUAUGGGUUACAGUCCCAUCUAG